AUGGACAACAGCGGCCCUCUCUUCGUUGCUCAGGAGGCUCUGUGCUUAUAUCCAAUCAGCACAAUCUACGACUCAUGCCCACGGUAUCUCUUUUACGCCUUGUUACUCGCCAGUUGUUUGACUCGCUGGACGGGUUGGCUUGCCGAUGUCUUCUUGGGCGCCGCUGCGACGUAUGCAGGUACCGCUGCGAUUGAAUCAUUCAUCUUGGUUGCAAAUCCUGCCAAGAAGCAGGCUCCUUCACUCGUGACUAUCCCAUUUGUCUCCAACGAUACGACCUUGUGGAAUAGUUUCCCGCAGCUUAUCACGGAGACACGAGAGAUCACGGUUCAGCCGGCGGCACUGGAACUGGACGGGGAUGCUGUUCUCGCAAUCGUCGUCACUGGCUACCUUGUUUUCUUACCUCUCCAAUGUUGGUCACGGGUUUUGACGCAUGAAAGAGCCCGGAAUGUUUUGUUCUAUUUGUGGAAUAUGCUCAUGCUGGCGGGUUCCAUCUGCUCCUUGGUCUAUGCUGGCCAAAAGGACAACACCCCCACCCAGUACAUGUUUUGUUACCCCGACAUUCCACCCCUCCAGCAAACAUCCAGUGAUGGAUGGCAGGAUGGAUGGAGAACCGGGUCGUGGAACACCAGCAUCUGGAGUACCUUCUCCAACAUAUCGAAUUGGGGUCAAAUCGGCGACAUCUGUUACAACCCGUGCUUCAAUUCCAGCCAGAUUCUCAGACAAUCUACCUCGCUGCAGUCAUGGUUUACCUCCAGCGACUCUGAACUGGCACAUCCAAACCGAUUCUGGAAUAGGGUCAUCUACUCGAAUCGUUACAUCUACAGCCUCAUCAUCAUCUGCCUUUUUCUGAACAUUGUGCAUCUGACAUUCAAAUGGCUGCCGUACAAAUCUCGCAUACCAUCUGCCCGGAUAGUUGUGAUCUGGAAAGAGAGGAAAUCAAUUUUGCGCUGCUUCAAGCAAGAGCUCAAGGAUGCACUAUCCAUGUCCAGGGAGGAACAAGCGGCGCAGAAGGAGAUUGAAACCUCGUCUGGACACAAAACCUCACGAUGGAGUCGCAUCCGGCCUGUGUUUACCCUUCGCUUCUUGAAGGCCUUUCUGCGCGUAGUUACAGAUGGGUGGAUUCUUUUUGGGCUCGUGUUCAGCAUGAUUAUCAGCCCACUGACAAUUAUCGCCUUUGUCGUGUGGAUCGAGUGGUGGAUAUACAAUGAUGGCCCUUCACAGGAGCAUCCACAGCAGGUGGGGCAAUGGUCAUAUCUGGUUUCAAUCGCUCUACUGCUUAUAUCAGCGGGCAUUCUAUCGCUGAAGUACAAACUGGCGACUACGUCCGAGCUGGAUACCGAGAUAGAGAAGACCAAGACUCAGCUUGAAAAGUUGCAGCAGAGAAGGGAUGCUCGGUCACAAUCAGAGACUACCGCGUUGACCGCUUCAGUAGAAGCCGAGGAGUGA
Molecule: messenger RNA, 1446 nt
Organism: Penicillium cinerascens
Lineage: Eukaryota; Fungi; Ascomycota; Eurotiomycetes; Eurotiales; Aspergillaceae
Exons: 1
Coding region: 1-1446 (481 amino acids)
Source: RefSeq, a predicted model, not a curated record